Molecule: messenger RNA, 270 nt
Organism: Ilex paraguariensis (yerba mate)
Lineage: Eukaryota; Viridiplantae; Streptophyta; Magnoliopsida; Aquifoliales; Aquifoliaceae
Source: the annotation of a GenBank genome assembly
AUGGCUCUGUUCUUUAUGUCCUUGCUCAUAUUGGCUUCCUUUGUUUCUUCUCUACAUGCCCGAAAGCUCUUGAACACAAAUCAGAGUGACAAGAUGAUACCAAAUUUAGACAGUUUGUACCUAACUGCACUUCCUAAAGGUACUGUACCAUCCUCCACUCCAAGCAAGAAGGGUCAUGCCAUGAACGUCGAUGAAAAGCUCAUUGCCCGCCACCUCGCCGCCGUCGAUCGGAUUCUCCGGUCGGUCCCAAGCCCUGGAGUAGGCCAUUAG